Molecule: messenger RNA, 4622 nt
Organism: Oldenlandia corymbosa var. corymbosa
Lineage: Eukaryota; Viridiplantae; Streptophyta; Magnoliopsida; Gentianales; Rubiaceae
Source: the annotation of a GenBank genome assembly
UCAAAAUUUGUGCCUCAAAAUGAAGAUAAAUUGCAGAUUCACCCUCUCUCCUUGAUCACCGUAUCACCCAUUGUCCCCGUAGUAUUCAUUACAGGGAUCGCCAUUGUUAUUCAAAAGUUUAUACUCAAAAUGGAUGAACCCAUCGCUAAUCAAUCAAAUUUCUCAUCUUAUAAAUAGAUCCAUCAUCAGCAACCCUAAAUCACUUAUCUUGCUACUGGGCAUGCUAUACACUGUCUGAUUGUAUUGCCAGUUGUUUCUUUCUAUGGUAAACUUCAAAAGAGGGAGGUAUUGCUUUCUGGGUUUUGUGCUUAUUCCAGUUUUCUCCUAGUGGGGUUCGAAGUUACGGAUUUUGAUUUUGGAUAUCGCGAUUUUUCCCGCUCUACCCGUCUGAGUGCGAAGAAAAUUAACAUUUUUGAUUUGUGGAUUUGCGAUUAUUUUUCAGUUCAUGAAAAAAGUAGGGAUUUGUGGAUCGUUCCUAUGUUCAAGUGAACUCGAACCAAUUUAGGAUUUUGAUUUGGGGGUUUCUAUUGCUCCCAUUUCUUGGAAGGGGGGAAAAAAAUAAAAAGGAAGGAGAAGGAAAUGGAGCCGGACGUGAGCAUCGAGACGAGCUGCAUGAUUCGGGUGGCGGUGGUUCCAAUCGGCCCAAUUCCAACUCAAUUAUUCCGAGAUUACGCCUCCAUGCUGGUCCGCCACCACACUAUUUCCCUGUCCUCCAUCAGCUCUUUCUACACCGAGCAUCAGAAGUCUCCAUUUGCUCACCAGCCUUGGGAUUCCGGCAGCCUCCGGUUCAAGUUUAUCAUUGGCGGUUCCCCUCCCAGCCCUUGGGAAGAUUUCCAAUCCAACCGCAAAAUCCUUGCCUUAGUUGGUAUCUCACACUGCCCUUCUUCCCCUGAUCUCCACUCCAUUGUGGAUCAGUUUGCAUCCGCGUCCAAAAGUUACUCUUCUUCUCUUAUUCAGCGUUGCUUCGCCUUCUGCCCCGGUGACUCUCAGCUAGAUGAUGAUAGCGAUAAGGGAACUAACCUGAUUUUGUUCCCACCCGCCGAUAGACAGACGCAGGAGUUUCACCUCCAAACGAUGAUGCAAGAUCUAGCUGCAUCCUUGUUGAUGGAAUUUGAGAAAUGGGUUCUACAAGCAGAAUCUUCUGGAACUAUUCUCAAGACUCCUUUAGAUUCUCAAGCCAGUCUUAGCUCUGAGGAGGUUUAUGUUUUAGGUGUCCUGAUGUAUUUUGUUCAUCUUUAUACAUGUUUCUUACUUGCUAUGUCCCAAAGUCUAUUUCUUGUGAAAUUAAUAUGAUAAACAGAUCUCGAGUACUGAGUAUGAGAACUUGAAUGCAGGUGAUCAAGUCAAAGAAACGGAGACUUGGCCGUGCACAGAAAACAAUCGGAGACUACUGUUUAUUGGCUGGAUCGCCUGUGGAUGCUAAUGCCCAUUAUUCCACUGCUCUAGAACUUGCUAGGUUGACUGGGGAUUUUUUCUGGUAUGCUGGGGCAAUGGAGGGUAGUGUGUGUGCUUUGCUGAUAGAUCGGAUGGGUCAUAUGGAUCCAGCGCUGGAGGAGGAAGUUCGAUACCGUUACAAUAGUGUCAUUUUGCACUACAGAAAAUCGUUUAUCCAGGAGAAUGCUCAGAGGGUUUCUCCCUUAAGUUUUGAGCUUGAAGCAACAUUGAAGCUGGCCAGGUUUCUCUGCAGGCCCGGACUUGCCAAAGAGGUGGUGGAGUUGUUGACAACAGCUGCAGAUGGAGGAAAGUCAUUGAUAGAUGCAAGUGAUAGACUAAUAUUGUACAUUGAAAUAGCUCGACUGUUUGGUACACUUGGUUAUCAUAGGAAAUCUGCAUUUUUCUCCAGGCUGAUAGCUCAGUUGUAUUUGCAACAAGAAAAUAGAUUGGCUGCUAUCAGUGCCAUGCAAGUGUUAGCUAUGACAACGAAAGCAUAUCGUGUCCAAAGUAAAGCAUCCAUCGAAUACUCGAGUUCAAAGAAGGAAGCCAGUGCAGGUGCGCAUGAUGUUUUGAAAAUACAUCAGAACUUGGUACUGUCGCUGUUUGAAUCUCAAUGGAGCACGCUUCAAAUGGUUGUCUUAAGAGAAAUACUAUUAUCAGCUGUACGUGCUGGUGACCCUCUUGCGGCAUGGAGUGCGUCUGCACGACUUCUUAGAUCUUACUAUCCUCUCAUAACUCCUGCUGGCCAAACUGGCCUGGCUAGUGCACUUGCCAAUUCAGCCGAAAGGCUUCCAUCUGGUACUCGGUGUGCGGAUCCUGCUUUACCCUUCGUAAGAUUGCAUUCUUUCCCCCUGCAUCCUUCACAAAUGGACAUUGUAAAACGGAAUCCAGCAAGAGAAGAUUGGUGGGCUGGGUCAGCUCCUUCAGGGCCUUUUAUCUACACUCCAUUUAGCAAAGGGGACCCACAUCAAAGUGGCAGCAAGCAGGAACUAAUUUGGGUCGUUGGUGAACCUGUUCAGGUGCUUGUUGAAUUGGCAAAUCCUUGUGGAUUUGACGUAAAUGUUGACAGCAUAUAUCUCUCUGUCCAUUCUGAAAAUUUCGAUGCGUUCCCAAUCAGCAUCAACCUCCCAGCCAAUUCCUCAAAGGUGAUCACUUUAUCGGGAAUACCCACUAAAGUUGGACCAGUGACCAUUCCUGGAUGCAUCAUUCACUGUUUUGGUGUUAUCACUGAACAUCUCUUCAAGGAUGUGGACAGUCUGCUCCUUGGAGCAGCCCAAGGCCUCGUCCUUUCUGAUCCAUUCCGUUGUUGUGGCUCACCCAGGUUGAAAAAUGUGUCCUUCCCUAAUGUUACUGUGGUAUCUCCGCUUCCAUUACUUGUUUCCCGUGUAGUUGGAGGCGAUGGUGCUUUCACUUUAUAUGAAGGCGAGAUUCGCGAGGUGUGCAUCACUUUGGCGAAUGCAGGCACAGUCCCGGUUGAGCAGGCGCAUAUGUCGCUAUCUGGGAAAAACCAAGACUCUGUAAUGUCAAUGGGUUAUGAAGCUUUACGGUCUUCCCUUCCUUUGAAACCUGGUGCUGAAGUCACCAUCCCGAUAACCUUGAGAGCCUGGCAGCUGGGGCCUGUGGAUCUGGAUCCUACAGGUGGUAAGAAUGUCAACUCUGCCAAUGGAAGAGAAAUGAAGGAUAGGAGCAGCCCAAUGUUGCUGAUUCAUUAUGCAGGGUCCUCGGCAAAUCCUGGAGAGCCACCUGGAGAUGCGACUACUCUGCCACCUGGAAGAAGGUUGGUUAUUCCAUUGAGCAUCUCUGUUUUGCAGGGCAUGUCUUUGAUCAAGGCACGUCUACUGUCGAUGGAAAUUCCUGCUUAUAUUGGCAACAACAACCGUCCAAAACUUAUUCAACUCGAAAGUUGCUCUAUAGAAGAAGCUAAAAGAUCCAGAAGAGAACAGGCUGAUAGUUUCGUGAAAAUUGACCCUUACAGGGGAAGCUGGGGCCUCCGCUUUCUUGAAAUGGAAUUAUCUAAUCCUACUGAUGUUGUUUUUGAGAUUGGUGUAUCUGUCCAGCUAGAAAACUCGAAUAGUGGUGAAUUUGAGUAUCCAAAAACGAGGAUUGACCGGGAGUAUACUGCUAGGGUACUGAUACCCCUGGAACAUUUCAAAUUGCCGGUUCUCGAUAGUGCAUUCCUUGUGAAGGAUUCUUCUCAUUCCAAUGGGACUACCGCAAUUAGGAGUUCAAGCUUUUGCGAUCGUAAUACCAAGGCUGAACUUAAUGCUUCUAUUAAAACAUUAAUCUCUAAAAUCAAGGUGAGGUGGCAAUCCGGGAGGAACAGCUCGGGAGAAUUGAAUAUUAAGGAUGCAAUACAGACCGCCCUUCAGUCAUCAGUAAUGGAUGUCCUGUUGCCUGAUCCACUUACCUUUGGUUUUAGGCUUUCGAAGAGUAGUUCUGAACCGAAGCCCAACCCCGAUUUUGUUGAGGAUUCUAAUACUGAAGUCCAGCAGCAAUCUGUUGUAUACAAUGGUACUAUUGUUGCUCAUGAUAUGACUUCAAUGGAAGUUUUAGUCCGGAACAAUACAAAAGAAAGUGUACGAAUUAGUCUUAGCAUCACGUGCAGAGAUGUAGCUGGUGACAACUGUUUCGAGGGUGAGAAAGCUACUGUGUUAUGGACAGGUGUGUUGAGCGGCAUCAAGAUGGAAUUACCCCCACUUGAGGAAGUGAAGCAUUCUUUCUCCCUCUAUUUUCUAGUACCGGGUGAAUAUACAUUGUUAGCUGCUGCUGUGAUUGAUGAUGCUAAUGAAAUUCUGCGUGCUCGUGCAAAGUGUAACGGACCGGAUGAGCCAAUUUUCUGUCGUGGCCCUCCCUUUCAUGUGGAAGUGAGUGGAACCCUGUGAUAUGGUUCCCAAAUGUUAUGGGUGGAUACCAAAGUUUGAAUGAUGGAAAAUCAACCAUUUCAAAACUCAAAAGCACCCAGUCACGCAUUUGUUGUAUAAUUUCAGCAGGUGUAUUUUUCAGUUGUUCUUUAGCCAGUGAAGGAUGUUUUCUGGGUGAUGAUAAUAAAUUCAUUUUGAGAAUAAUUGUUUCCUGCUUUAAGUUUCACUCGGUUGCAAGCCAGUUCGAAUCAUACAUUCUGGGGGUUAAUUAAUUGCCCUUCUCCUGUCCUUUCUUUUUGUCCAUUUUCAUCACUUUUUUUCUUUUCC